This is a messenger RNA of Cicer arietinum (chickpea), 1855 nucleotides long. Its product is annotated as acetylornithine aminotransferase, mitochondrial. Gene Ontology annotation, molecular function: identical protein binding; transaminase activity; pyridoxal phosphate binding. Lineage: Eukaryota; Viridiplantae; Streptophyta; Magnoliopsida; Fabales; Fabaceae. Gene Ontology annotation, biological process: arginine metabolic process. Gene Ontology annotation, cellular component: chloroplast stroma. The record is from RefSeq and is a predicted model, not a curated record.
CUCUUUUCGCACUUUCUACUUUCUGCCAAAUAGUAUAAUAAUAAUAACGCAACGUAUCCAAAAUCAUCAAAACAAAAUCAAAUCAAAUAUAAACCCUAAUCCCCACUCAGCAGACAAAGAUCAACAAAUUUAACCCUAAUUCACAGCAAUGGCUGCUCAAAUUUGUGCAACCAUCACAACAUGCAAAUCCUCAUUCACAAACAAAAUCACCCAAUUCAUCAACAACAACCAACAUUUUCCCCAAAAGCUUCACUUUCCCAAUUCAUUGGUGCCGCCAUGCGCAUCCCUUAAAUUAGAUGUAGGAGCACCCAACACAAAUGCAGAGGAAAGUGUGGCGAAGAAGAAAGCGAAAGAGGUGAUUGAGGAAGAAGGGAAGUACAUAGUGGGUACUUAUGCAAGGACACCGAUUGUGCUUGAGAGAGGGAAAGGGUGUAAAGUGUAUGAUGUUGAAGGGAAUGAGUAUUUGGAUUUGAGUGGUGGGAUUGCUGUUAAUUCACUUGGUCAUGGUGAUGAGGAUUGGUUGAAAGCUGUUGUUGAACAAGCUGCUGUGCUUACUCAUGUUAGCAAUAUUUAUCACUCUAUUCCCCAGGUAGAACUUGCAAAGAGUUUAGUAACUUCUUCUUUUGCUGAUCGUGUAUUUUUUGCAAAUUCCGGAACUGAAGCAAAUGAAGCAGCUAUUAAAUUUUCUAGAAAAUAUCAGCAACACGUAAGUACUGACAGCAAAGUGCCAGCUACUGAGUUCAUAGCUUUUAGCAAUUGUUUCCAUGGGAGAACCCUGGGUGCACUUGCUUUGACAAGUAAAGUGCAGUACAGAGCACCUUUUGAACCUGUUAUGCCUGGAGUGACCUUUUUAGAGUAUGGAAAUGCACUGGCCGCUGUUGAGUUAAUUCGACAGGGCAAGAUUGCUGCAGUUUUUGUGGAACCGAUCCAAGGAGAAGGGGGAGUAUACAGUGCUACAAAAGAAUUUCUACAGUCUCUGCGAAAUGCUUGUGAUGAAGCUGGAACACUUCUUGUGUUUGAUGAGGUUCAAUGUGGUUUAGGUAGAUCAGGAUAUCUUUGGGCUCAUGAGCCUUAUGGAGUCUUCCCAGACAUAAUGACACUUGCCAAGCCUCUUGCUGGAGGUCUACCUAUUGGAGCUGUCCUCGUAACCGAGAGAGUUGCGUCCGCUAUAAAUUACGGCGACCAUGGAAGUACUUUCGCAGGAGGUCCACUAAUUUGUAGUGCUGCUCUUGCAGUUAUGAACAAAAUAUCCAAACCCGAGUUCCUAUCUGAUGUAUCAAAGAAAGGUCUAUACUUCAAAGAACUACUGAAACAGAAAUUGGGAGGAAAUUCGCACGUGAAAGAGAUUCGUGGUGUGGGGCUAAUUGUAGGAAUCGAUUUAGAUGUGUCCGCGUCACCAUACGUAGACGCUUGCCGAAAUUCUGGACUUCUAGUAUUGACAGCUGGAAAAGGUAAUGUUGUUAGGCUUGUUCCGCCGUUGAUUAUAACAGAAAAGGAGCUCGAGCAUGCAGCUGAUAUUCUAUCCCAAACUUUGCCUGUUUUGGAUGCCAAUUAACAAAAGUAGGAGAAAGAAGCUUUCCCUUCUUGCUGGAAGUCAUCAUGGAAAAUUCAUGGAACUUUUUGCAUGAAGAAAUUGUGUUGGUGGUAAGAAAAUUCUUACAAGGCUAUGUAAUAUUUAUUGUAUGAUGAAUACGUGGCUGAUCAGAUGAUUUACAUAGUUAUUUAUAUCAGAAAUGUUUGUGGCUAUUUUGCCAUAUGAAGUGUAAUAACUGCGGGUUUCCUCAUUUAUGAAAAAGAAAUUGGGACCUGAUACGAAAUAUUUGAAAAAUAUAUAUCUUUUGGAUAUUGUACUUAA